AUGAAAACAGUUAAUAGGAGUUUACAUUUAUUACUGUUGGGUAUUGCCAUCAUCGGUUUGAUGAUCAAUGUAGAUGUACUAGUAGUACAAGCACAGUUUCACGUAGAUAUAUUAGUCAAACCUCAAGAGAUAUAUGGGUCUCCAUGGUUUGAUGGUGCUAGUCAGACGUGUACCUCGUACUACAAUGCUCAAUCUAUCGGAGCUAACCAAUAUGGUGGUCUGACGUCACCAAUCGACAUCAAUGUUACAGCUUCAUCACUAUCAUGUACAUCGGUUCAACAAGUACCUACACAACUAUCACGAUGUGAUUUCCAACUGCGCUUUGAUUAUCCCGCAACAGACCCACCUCAAAAAACAUACACCAUCACAUUUAUAGCUGAAUCUACUGGUUUAUUAUCUUAUUAUGAUAUACCUUUAAUUUGUUCAAAACCAAAUUAUAUAAUACCAACAUUAUUAAAUGCAUAUUCAAAUUUAUCAUCGAUUGUUGUUAAUUUUAAAGGUGAUAGUUAUAGUCGUACACCUAUGGGUGCGAUCUAUAUGAUGACACCAUACAUUGUGACGGUUGAUAAUAGUGAAUGUUAUGCAUUUGCUGGAAACUGGCCUAGUAAUGUGACAAAGGGAUCGAAUCGAUACGACACGUCUACCUAUACCUUUGUAUUGUCGGUAUUGGUCGAUCCGAAUCGUGUAUGUGACUUUUCAAUGGCACCAAAAGUGACUGUAACCAACUCGUUUGCUCCAACCACUAUUACAAACACUUUUACACUACCAAUCAUUAAAUCGGGUGCCACUAGAACUUUAUUGUUUUCUAGUCGUACUCUUGUCAGCCCGUCUUCCCAACCAUUCAACAACUUUGUAACACAAUCGACCAAUCUUGUCACACUGCUAUCUGGAGCAACAGGAUCACAAAUAUUUGCUUGUACAGACCCCACUCAAAGAUAUCCAGUCAAUUCGUACAACCUCUUUUCAUUCCCAGUCUUGGGACACCCACUCAAGAUGGGACAACCCUCCACCUAUCUCACAGUCGAUCCAAUUCUAGAUGUCCAUGGAACACUCACCAGUUCAUUGACUAUUAUAUCGUCCAAUGUAUUUCCAAACAUUAGCAUCGUUCCCUACACGUUGGCUUUUGCCCCUGUCAUUCCCUCCCAAAACUCUGGAACCGUUACUAAAAAUAGUGUUAGCCCAUUUGGAAAGUGGACGUUGGCAUUUCCCGUCGCCACUGACUAUACUGGACUAGGAUUCAUGAUCACAACAAAUACUGCUGAAAGAUGUUUCUAUCGUGUUGUACCAUCCAUACCCUAUGGAAUCAUCAAUGGUACUCGCAAAGAGGCAGAUUGGAUGAUCAACAUCUACCUUCCAAACAGUUAUUUCACAAGUUCAGAGAAUAUUUUGGCUUCCUUUAUUGGUAGAUCAACCACUUCAUUUAGUAUUUCAAAUGGUGCAGUUUCUAUUGCUUCUCCAAUGAUAAUUGAUAAUACAGCACCAAUUGUAUCAUCAAUACAAAUUCAACCAAUAUCAAGUAAUAGAUUAAUGGUUACUGUUAAAGCAAUAGAUGGUGGAGGAUCAGGUUUAUUGAGAAUUAUUUGUGGUUUGGUAGUUACUGCGGCACGUCCUCUAGUGGCAGUUGACUUGACAGAAUCAAAUUUGAUUUCUGGAAGCAUUUACGAUGGAACUUGGCAAGGAUAUUUGGACCUCGAUAAUGUUGAGGGUCUAGAAUCCAAACUAUCCAAUUUAAAAUGUAGUGCAAUCGAUCAAGCACUCAACCAGGCACUUUAUUUUGCUGGUAACUUUUUUCCACUAGAAGCAAACCUUUCAUUCUCUCGUUUUGACAUACCAACAAACAUUGACAUGAUUUGGUUGGCCGAGGAUUUUACCUACUUUCAAUUUAAAUACCAAACAGUCGACGUUACAAACGUAAACAUCAACAACACACUUUGGUUCAAUGUUCAAGUCAAACCAGGCGUCUCACUUGCCAAUAUCCGACCGGUACUAAAAAUCAAAUGUUUUAGAACUCUUCGAUCCAUUCAAGAAUUGUCGUUUGAAGGAUUGUGGAAUCCAAAUGCUCAACUAUUCCAAAUCGAUUUCACCAUUCCAAUGAAUAUCUAUCAAGGUGAUUUACAAUAUAGUAUUAAAAGUUUCCCCGAUAUUGAUUUUACUAGUUUACUUUCAAAGUUUCCUCAAAAUGCAAGCAUUUAUGUUAUUUCAAGUUAUGGAGAUUUAUAUCCACCAAUGAUAACAGAUUUAAAGACAGAUUUCAUUCAAGAUAAUAAUAAUGAUUUAACUGCUAAAUGGACAUUUACAAUUACAGAUCAACCAAAUGGAUUGGAUUAUGCGAUUAUAAAUAUUACUUCAGAUAUGGAUUACAGGGUCAGAUCAUUUACGAUUCGACCACAAGAUGCAGUAUCGGGAGACGCAUACUCUGGAGUCUAUACAAUUAGUUUUAUCACACAAUGUGUCAACGAAGUUUUUACAUUGAGCUGGGCACUGACCAAAGACAGAUCAUUCAACUAUGGCAUUUCACCGUCAUUGGAUGAUUCAAUCCUCAAUUAUAAUACUCAUGCCGUCAACCUCAACUAUAUUAAUCCAUUAGAGGGAAUCGAUCCAUCAAAUCUCACCAGGAAAUCAGCGUGUGGGGAUCAUGGUGGUCAAGGCAUGACUCCACCAACCAUUCCUAUGAUUCGAUUAUCCUUUAGUCAAUUUUAUCCAGGUCGUCCAUCCCUCAAUUACUUUCUCAAUUUUACGGUAACAAGUGUAGAUGGAGUGUCACCAGAACACCCUCCAUUUGUCUAUAUCCAAAGUCUGCAUGGUUACCAUCUCAAAAUACCAACUGUAGGUGCGCCUAUUACAAACACCGAAUGGAUUUACAACGCAACAUUUAAAAUGCCAUUUGGGUUUGGUCACAAAAUGUCGUCCGAUGCCGACUACCCAUUUAUAGUGUCAGUGUAUGGCGCUACCAGUAUCUACAAGAUUUCGAGUGGUUUCACUUCGCCAGUAAACAUCCCUCGUAACAUGUCUGUACAAGAGACAACCGUCAUGCCAUCAUACUAUCCAUCAAAGGUCUAUUCAAACGGUGGACAUAAUCUUACUAUUUAUGUGGUUGCUGGUAUUUCAGGUGGAGUGAUGAGUGGAGAGUGUAAACAUGGAGCACAAGUAUUAAAGUCAACGAGUGUGACUCCCACAUCUAUCACAUUCCAACUAGUUCCACCUUUUACUCCAUUACCAUCAACCAUCACCUGUUAUGCAUUAAUUAUGGGUGUACAAACCAAUUCCAUCACUAUUCCAGUCAUAACACCUGUUUAUACUUUACCGUCAGACAGUCAAGGAGGUGGAGGUGGAAAUGGAAAUACUACCAACCAAUGUUACCAAACUGGAUGCUCUGGUAAUGGUGAUUGUACUAGUAACGGUUGUAUUUGCAGUCUUGGCUAUUCUGGCACCACAUGUGAAAAACAAACCAUCACAGUUCCAACAAACAUCUCACAAACCGCACCAGAAACCAUCAGUCAAGAAGACCAAAAACUAAAGAGUAUCAUUUCAAUUGCAGGUGUCAGAGAAUUGGAUAUUAAUGGUGCAGUUAUCAAUGAAUUUAUGUUUACUUCUAAUAAGAGUUGGACAUGGACCAAUAAUACUAGUACAACUCAACCAAAUGGCAGUCCAUUAAUGUAUACUAGUUUUGGAAACAAUUCAAAUAUCAACGUAUACAAUACAACCAUUUCAACGGAUAGAAAAACCUCUCUCACCGUCGUCAUUGAACAAUUUAAUGAUUUUGGUAUUGUUGGAUUUGCCAAUCAAAAUCUGACAAUGCAACCUGGCACUGUUAAAUAUUUUAUUGGUAUGGAUAGUUAUGAAUUUGAAAGUACUCUAAAUACACUUCAACUCUUGGUUUCAAUUAAUGUUGAAUCUCUCAACCAAGAUAAUGAUUGUGGUGGUACUUUAAUCGACUAUGGUACCAAUUCGCAAGACCAACAAUCAAAUAGUAAUGUAUUGAAUUGGAUUAAAUUCAAGGUAGAUGAUCGUACACUCUAUGGUAGAUUUAUCAAUACUGGUAUUGUUGAUUAUCGUAUCAUUCAAGUUUCAAAUGUACUAUUACCACAACAACAACAAGGAAAUGAUAAUUCUACAAGUGCUCUUAUAGCUUUAAAUAUUCCAAAUUAUUCAAAUCAAAUUUAUUUGGAUCCUGAUUUCUCUUAUUUAAUUGAUACAAGAGACGAAUGUGGAGGUGGCGGUGGAUUGAAAACUGCACAAAUUAUUGGUAUUGCUAUUGGAUGUGCUGCAGCUUUACUCAUUGCUACUUUAGCAGUUGUUUAUAUUGUUAAAAGAAAAUAUUCCAUUAGAUUUGAUAAUGGUAAAAUUAAAAUGGUUACUGUUGGUUAA
Cavenderia fasciculata is the source of this 4368-nucleotide messenger RNA. RefSeq lists its product as uncharacterized. The transcript has 4 exons. Bases 1 to 4368 code for a protein of 1455 amino acids. Gene Ontology annotation, biological process: sexual reproduction. The record is from RefSeq and is a predicted model, not a curated record. Lineage: Eukaryota; Evosea; Eumycetozoa; Acytosteliales; Cavenderiaceae.